Molecule: messenger RNA, 1749 nt
Organism: Symbiodinium natans
Lineage: Eukaryota; Dinophyceae; Suessiales; Symbiodiniaceae
Source: the annotation of a GenBank genome assembly
AUGGCAUUGCAUGGAUGUGCAUGUGUCGAGCCAGCUCUCCAAGAGGGUUGCGGACCGUUCUGUCUUCCCAGCAUGGGAGCGGCGGCGUGUCAUGGGGGCGUAGAUUGUUGCGCCGAUCAAGGCAAUGCCGAUGCAGAAGAAGGUGCGACUCGCAAGACCAUCCAUUCGAUGGAAUGCUUUGCAGAUACGCAGGAGCCCAUGUGCACAUUCGAUUGCGACGCGGAAGGGGAGCCCAUGAAGAAUCGUCCAGACAUCGACCCUGCAAUUGCAACUGCGUCCCUCAUGGUCCGACGGGAGCCGCGAGGGAGCCAAAGCCGCUUGGAGCAAAGUGCCCAUUUGGCGCUUGAUCGCGAAAUCGCCCGCUCAGUCCCGCUGGCACGCACUUUGCAGGGUUUGGGCCAUCUUUGGCGAUCGCGGCCGAACAAAAUGAGCCAGGACGAGUUGCUAAGCUUGUGGCAAUCUUCCCAGAAGGCAGAUUCAUACGAUGCCUUCCUAUCGCACACAUGGUGGACACCUGGAUACCAGAAGUUUUUGUCUCUUUUGUUGCGUUCCUACUGGCACUUUGCCGUGCUUUCUUUUGCCGUGACGUGCCUUGGGAUCGUGAUCAUGUAUGUGUUUGACAUCUUGCCAAUGCCUUUGACCUUCGCUGCGGAGUUUGCCCAGUGGCGGUAUGAGAUCCCCUGCGGACCCUGGGCAACCAUCUCGGGAUUCGUGGUGUCGCUCCUGACCCUGCUGAGCGCCCCUUCUUUUCCUUGCCAGAGAUUCGCCGUUUUCAUGGACGUGGCAUGCAUACAUCAAACAGACAUGCGUUUGCGCGAGCGAGGCAUCUAUAGCAUCGGAGGCUACAUGACCGUUGCCAAGGAGCUGCGCAUCCUGUGGUCUGUGCCUUACCUGACGAGGUUGUGGUGCAUCUUCGAACUUGCCGGAUAUCGCAGGGCCAAUCCGCAAGGCAAGCUGGUCUUCCAGCCCCUGCUUGUGGAACGUAACUUCCUGGUUUUUUGGUUCUGCACCUUCCUGUUCAGCUGCACCUUCCACGUCAUUAACACAGGUUUGAGGUUGAGGGGCGCGGUUGCUAUUCCCACGCUCUUGGCUUGCGGUGCCCUGCUGCCCGGCGUGCACACCAUUCGGAAGGGGUUCCAAGAGCAGCAGCGAAGCCUUCGGGAUAUGGCGAGCUUUGACCUAAGUCGGGUCUCCUGCUCGAGUGACGAUGAUCGGCAAUUCAUUCUCACGGCGGUGGCCGAGUGGUAUGGAAGCAUCGAUGCAUUUGCAGAAUAUGUCCGCGGGCCGCUUCGGGAUGAGCUGUUGCAGGUGUACGCAGAGACGCGGGCUCCCAUGUCUUACUGCCUGCUUGCAUAUACUCCGCCGGUCGCCAUCUACGCCGACGUGGUGGGGGCACUCUGGAAGGCAGGAGCGCCCAGCGAGGUAUUGUGGACCUACUGCCUUGGAGAGGGCCUGUCGGGCAUCCUGGGCGGCGCGAUUCUGGUGAAGGUGUUGUUCAUCCUCGCGAAGCACUUUGCCCAGCCCAAGUUUGCGAGCCGGGGCAUGGACUACCUGCAGAGUGGCGGUGUGAUGCUGGUCUUUCUUCUGUCGGUCGGAAUCUUUUUGACGAGGCCGGCAGUCUACCGUACUCUGGGGCUGCCUGGUGCGCUGGCAACCCUUGUGGUGACAGCGCCCUGCUUCGCGGCGAUCUUCCGGCGCGACCUUUACAAGUUGGGCCAUGCCCUGAGAGCAUGCGUCUCAGGGUCAUAA